AUAACCUGCAUGACACUUGUCUCUGGAUGUUGGUCAAAGAAGGAGAGACUGAAAGGGAAGCACAAGAGUUUUUAAAGGUGGAAGAAAAUGUAAAGUACAAUGAGAAUGGCACUCCUGUUAAAAGACUUAGGAGAAAAGCAAGAAUUGUCCAAUCAGAGAAUAUAGCUGGGAGAAGCUUUUGGAACGAGCUUCCAAGUCUUGCGAAGGAGGUGGGUGGUUUUACUGAGGAUGUGGACAAAAUCAACCCAGAGUAUGUUAGGUUCUUCCAAUUUGAGAACAAAUUGAUGCCAUCUACAUGGAUUGUAGUUAGAAUUGAUGGCUGCCAUUUUCACAGAUUUUCUGAAGUUCAUGAAUUUGAGAAGCCAAACGACAAACAAGCUCUGAACCUUAUGAAUUCAUGUGCAGUGGCUGUGUUAGAAGAGAUUCAAGAUAUAAUAUUUGCCUAUGGGGUCAGUGAUGAGUACAGCUUCGUUUUGAAGAAGGAUUCUCAAUUUUAUCAACGCCAAGCAAGUGAAAUAGUGUCUAUCAUUGUAUCAUUCUUCUCUUCCAUGUACGUAAUGAAAUGGAAAGAGUUCUUCCCACGGAAGGAAUUGAAGUACCCUCCUUCUUUUGAUGGGCGUGCUGUAUGCUAUCCCUCAUCUAAGAUUCUUCAAGACUAUCUGGCAUGGAGACAAGUUGAUUGCCACAUCAAUAAUCAGUAUAAUACUUGUUUUUGGAUGCUUGUUAUCAAGAAAGGAAAAGGCAAAAGUGAAGCCCAAAAUUAUCUGAAGGGUACUCAAGCACAAGAGAAGAAUGAACUACUUAUCAAGGAAUUCAACAUUAACUACAAUGAAUUAGAAACCAUGUUCCGGCAAGGUUCCUUAGCCUUUUGGGAGAAGGACAUUACUAUGACACAUGAGAACACAGCAUCUGUUGAAACUUCUCACAGGAAAGUUAUUGUAGAACAUUGUGAUAUAAUCAAGCCCGACUUUUGGGAAGCACAUCCAAGCAUUCUUGAUGAGAAUCCACCUACUUUUUGAAGCAUUGAUUCACUAUUUUUCUUACCAACAUGAAUCUCAUGGAAAAGUUCCAUUGCCUUAAUUUUUUGUAUUUUGUAUGCAUAUGAAGUUUUAAUCCA
Messenger RNA from Corylus avellana, 1117 nucleotides. The record is from RefSeq and is a predicted model, not a curated record. Lineage: Eukaryota; Viridiplantae; Streptophyta; Magnoliopsida; Fagales; Betulaceae.